Messenger RNA from Folsomia candida, 629 nucleotides. RefSeq lists its product as uncharacterized. Lineage: Eukaryota; Metazoa; Arthropoda; Collembola; Entomobryomorpha; Isotomidae. The coding region runs from base 29 to 565 and encodes 178 amino acids. The record is from RefSeq and is a predicted model, not a curated record. The transcript has 3 exons.
GAUUCCAUAUUCGUCAACACUCUUCGAUAUGACCAGUAUACAAUUUUUGAGUAAACUGGUUGCCGUGUGCGCAAUCCUUUCAUUUUUUCCCGCGUCGUUCGCCAUUAAGAUAGAUGAAGUUCCUUCAGUUAUUGGACCUGAACCUGGGACACACAAACAAGCGAAUCUUCUACUAAUUGGGUCGUUUGAAGGGACAUUCUUUUUCUAUGGAAAUACAAGUCAAACCAGAAACUGGUACUUUGCAUCCAGCGAAUGUCGGGCGGCUGGACUAUCUCUGGCCACCUUCUGUUCCUAUAAUGAGUUUGAAUUUAUAAGGUCCAGGUUACUAGAACUUAAUGUUCACGUUGCCUGGACCGGAGGAAUACUGAAAGGUGGAGAGAGUAGUCUCAGCGAUCGCACAAUAUUUAAAUGGAAUGACGAGAAUAAUUCUCCAAUUGAGGACGAAAUUCAAAUUGUUUAUUCUUCAGCAGAAGCGACAACAUUGGGUCUAGCGUAUAACAGCGAUAGUUACCUCUGGGUGCAGAAUGGUAUCUCGUUCGAUUCUGACUAUAUUUGUCAAACGUAAAAUUGAAUUUGUCAUGUGCAUGGAUAUAACUUGGUAGACAAAUUGAAAAUAAAUUACUGAAAAU